Ordospora pajunii is the source of this 1170-nucleotide messenger RNA. Its product is annotated as putative CDP-alcohol phosphatidyltransferase. The transcript has a single exon. Gene Ontology annotation, molecular function: phosphotransferase activity, for other substituted phosphate groups. Gene Ontology annotation, biological process: phospholipid biosynthetic process. The coding region runs from base 1 to 1170 and encodes 389 amino acids. The record is from RefSeq and is a predicted model, not a curated record. Lineage: Eukaryota; Fungi; Microsporidia; Ordosporidae. Gene Ontology annotation, cellular component: membrane.
AUGAACAGUAAAUCAUUGCUCAGGAUGAAGCUGAGGCCUGACGAAAUAUCAAACAUGAAAAGCCACCAAUUUGUAGGAAUAGACAAUUCUAUUCUAUCGAAGUAUGUCAUAAGACAUUACACAAGAUGGCUUGUCAACAAGAUACCUGCAUCGAUUGCGCCAAACAUGCUUACACUGAUAGGAUUUGCAAUGAUGGGACUAAGUCUAGGGCUUACACUGAUGUUUGAUCCAUAUCUGAACAAUGCACCGAGAUUUCUAGCAUUUGCAAAUUUUUUAUUGAUGCUUGGAUACUUCACAUGCGACAACCUGGAUGGAGCACAGGCUCGGAGAACAGGGUCUGGGUCUCCGCUAGGACAGCUGUUUGACCAUGGGGUGGAUUCAUUCAGCGCACUUAUUUCAAGCAUAGCGCUGUCGUCCUCGCUUGGGCUUGGAAUAUCACAGAACUUCUUGGUGCUGCUAUUGGCAAUAAUGAUACAAUUCUACAUUGUAGGGCUUGAGGAGAAGUUUACAGGGCAGUUUGUGCUUGGAAAAAUCAACGGUGCAUCAGAAGGAAUUGCACUUGCAUUGCUUCUGCAUUUGACUUCGUUUGUAUUUGGGCAGAGAGUUUUCCAAAUCAUGUUUUCUGAUGUUUUUCUACAGUCCAUCAAGAAGGUGUACAUGACUGUGUUUAGAGCAGAGAGCUUCCAGGCGGUUUCUGUGGUAAUGAUGACGAUCCUGAUAUUCAACUUUUUUUCGACAUUGUAUUCGAUUGAGUCGAAGAUGAAGCCGCAGAGACGGAUUCUUCUGUAUGCGACGCUCACUAGAGUUAUUGUGUUUGCUGCGUCUUUUAUUGUGCUGUUCAACAUACUCCGUUCAGAAGGCCUGCGGAUGCAGUACCUGAACAUUCUGAUGUUUGGAGAGGUGUUUUCGAUGAAAUAUAUUUGCGAGGUGUAUUCGUAUGUUGUAAAAAGAGAGUGCAUGAUGUACAUGCCGGUGUAUGCGAUGUAUGUGGGAAUGUGUAUGGCUUUUGCAGGGAGGCUGAUUGGUGUCUAUAAGGAGUUGGUGCUAGUGACGAUGUUUGGCUUGUGCUCGGUUUAUUGCGGAGUAAGUGUUUGCAGGAUUGUUGCAACGAUGACUGACGCACUGGGGAUUGAAUUUCUUACGAUUGCCCCGAAGAGCAAGAAAGAGUGA